AUGUCAUCAAAUGUUCAAAACUAUAGAAUUAUUAUCUAUGACCAAUAUGGAUUAGCCUGUUUAUUGAAUUUACUUCAAAAACUUAUAAUAUCCUGUUUUUGUGGAAUUUAUUUAUGGAAUAUUCUUGUACUAGGCAUAUUUUUGAUUUCUACUUACAUAUGGUCAAUUGAUGAUGACUCUCGUGACAUGUCAAUAUCUUCAGAAAUCCAAUUUGAAGAAAAUGUUGAUCUACCUAAAAGCUUAAAGUGCAGUAACACUACCUAA
Clunio marinus is the source of this 264-nucleotide messenger RNA. Lineage: Eukaryota; Metazoa; Arthropoda; Insecta; Diptera; Chironomidae. The record is from the annotation of a GenBank genome assembly.